Messenger RNA from Trifolium pratense (red clover), 1381 nucleotides. RefSeq lists its product as uncharacterized. NCBI's taxonomy places the organism in Eukaryota, Viridiplantae, Streptophyta, Magnoliopsida, Fabales, Fabaceae. Bases 474 to 941 code for a protein of 155 amino acids. The record is from RefSeq and is a predicted model, not a curated record. The transcript has 2 exons.
CUCUCUCUCUCUCUCUCUCUCUCUCUCUCCAAACUCUUGUUCUCUCUCUCAAUAAGUCUAAAUUCCCCACUAGAAUUAUUUGAUAUAUAGUUGAGUGCACAAUUGUGGUGGAGAAACAAAAAAACAAUCACUUUGUUUCUUCUUACAAGAUUUGUGUUUCUUCAAAGCUAUAUAUAUAUAUAUCUUCUUUUUCAUACCAAAAAAAUAUAUAAACUUUUUGUUAUUAUUGUAAGAAGAUUGAAGAAAGCAAAAGAGGGUGUGUGUUUUUUUUUAUACUCAAGUUUUUUUUAUAAUGGUUUUCAUGUCUGAGAUUUUGAGCAUAAAAGAAGAAAAAAUUGAAGAAGAAGGUGAGUGGGAGAAAGAACGAUAAGAAACAGAAGCAUAUAUACCCAGCAAGCAGAAGUUGAGAAAGAUUCAUAAUCCAAUUUCAUAUUGUUUUUCAUCUGCUUCUGCUGGGUGAUUGAAAUUUGAAAAUGACUACAACAAUGAUAAGUGAUCCAAUGAUUAUAUCAACACAAGAAACUCAAUCAUCAACAAGCACACUAGUCUCACAAAAUGAAGUUGAAUUUGCAAUAUGUGAAUGUUGUGGACUAACAGAAGAGUGCACACCAGCAUACAUAGAAAGAAUCAGAGAAAGGUAUCAAGGAAAAUGGGUUUGUGGAUUAUGUGGAGAAGCUGUUAAAGAUGAAAUUUUAAGGUCAGAAAGACUUGUAAGUACAGAAGAAGCCAUGAUAAAACAUAUGAAUUUUUGCAAAAAAUUCAAUACUUCUGGCCCUCCUCCAAAUCCAGCAGUUCAUUUGAUAUCAGCUAUGAGACAGAUUCUUAGAAGGAGUUUGGUUAGGUCUACACCAAGUAGUCCAAUUAAUAAGACUAGUAGAGAAAUUCAUGGUUCUGGACUUGCUAGGUCUGAAAGCUGCUUCUCUUCUCUCUCUGGGUCUUGAAGGUAUAAGCUGGCAAUCUAUGAAGCACUGACACAUAUAUACACGUCCGAGCACAGACAUGUUGACAUUGGUAAUUAUUUGAGAAAAUUGAAUAUAACUGCAUGUGUCGACGUGUCGUGUAGGUGUUGGAUACCAGACAUGACUUCAAUCAGAAGUGUCGGUGCUACAUAGCUGGGAACAGAACAUGAUGCUACAGAUGGAAUGUACUGUAUUUGGCUGGCUAAAAAUGGAAAAGAAAUAAAGACAGAGAAAUCUUUAGCUUCAAGUUAGAGUUUUUCAAUUGUAGUUAUGCAUUACAAAACUUUUAAUCUGUUGUUAGAAGAAGUUUGAUUUGAACACAAUUUGCUCAAACUUUUUGCUUCUUUGUUACUUUCUUUUUUUUCCUAUUACAUUCAAUUGUUAGAAAAAUGAUUGAAUAAUUGAAGACAAUAAUUUUUUCA